AUGAGCGAGUUGACUCAGGGAAGCGAGAUGCACUCGCCGGUAACUCAUCAACCAUGGGGAGCACUGUUAAAUUUGUUGGGUUUUUUCUAUCAGUUUUUUUCUCAGAUUAUUGGAUCCCUCGCGCAUUUUCCUUUACUCUCUUUCUCUUUGCAUAAAUCAUUCAAAUCUCUACCCAAUAUUGAUCAUGAUUACGAUCUUCAAGUCACCUCCGACGCCGGUCAUCGCCCUCUCCGAAAGCUCACGGUAGUGCUUGACUUGGAUGAAACUCUAAUAUGUUCAUAUGAGACAUCAAGGUUGCCAGAUACACUAAAAACUAAAGCAACGCAAGCUGGUUUAAAUUGGUUUGAACUCGAAUGUGUAUGCGCUAACGAGGAAGUUGAUGGAAAACCAAAAAUCAAUUAUGUCACCGUCUUUGAACGCCCCGGGUUGAAAGAAUUCCUAAGGCAACUAAGCGAAUUUGCUGAACUGGUUCUGUUUACUGCUGGUCUUGAAGGUUAUGCUAAACCACUUGUUGACAUAAUAGACACAGAAAAUCUAUUUAGCCUACGACUUUAUCGACCCUCAACGGUCAACACCAAAAAUCGCGAACAUGUAAAAGAUCUUACGUGCAUAUCAAAGGAUCUAAGUCACAUUGUUAUUGUAGACAACAAUCCUUUCAGUUUUUUAUUGCAGCCGAAUAAUGGAAUUCCAUGCGUACCAUUUUCUGCAGGGCAACCAGAUGAUACACAGCUUAUAGAUGUGAUUCUUCCACUUCUCAAACACCUCUCUGACCAAAAAGAUGUUAGAGAUGUGCUCCAUGAUGCGUUCGGUAUGCCUGAAUGGUUCCAACAACAUGGGUUUCCAGUUCCAAGUUAA
This is a messenger RNA of Vicia faba (fava bean), 855 nucleotides long. The record is from the annotation of a GenBank genome assembly. NCBI's taxonomy places the organism in Eukaryota, Viridiplantae, Streptophyta, Magnoliopsida, Fabales, Fabaceae.